Messenger RNA from Microplitis demolitor, 1131 nucleotides. Its product is annotated as GATA zinc finger domain-containing protein 14-like. Bases 1 to 1131 code for a protein of 376 amino acids. The transcript has 2 exons. NCBI's taxonomy places the organism in Eukaryota, Metazoa, Arthropoda, Insecta, Hymenoptera, Braconidae. The record is from RefSeq and is a predicted model, not a curated record.
AUGGUUAUCAACACCGGCAACGAAAAUAAAAAAUUAAACAUCAGGAACAACAACAACAACAACAACAGGAACAGAAACAGGAACAACAGCAACAACAACAUCAAAAAUAACAGCAGCAAUAAAAACAACAACAACAACAGGAACAGGAACAACAGCAACAACAACAUCAAAAAUGAUAGCAGCAACAACAACAACAACAACAACAACAACAACAACAACAACAACAACAACAACAACAACAGGAACAGGAACAACAGGAACAGGAACAACAGGAACAGGAACAAUAGGAACAACAGGAACAGGAACAAUAGGAGCCUGAAAAACAAGAACAACACCGACGAAAACAAGAACAACAACACCGACGAAAACAACAACAACAACAACAGGACCAACAGAAACAACAACAGGACCAACAGGAACAACAACAAUAGGAGCCUGAAAAACGACAACAACAACAACAAUAAGAACAACAACAAAGACAACAACAACAACAACAACAACAACAACAACAACAGGAACAUUAACAACAUCAAAAAUGACAGCAGCAGCAACAACAACAACAAGAACAACAAAAACAACAACAGGAACAACAGCAACAACAAGAACAAAAAUGACUGCAGCAGCAGCAACAACAACAACAACAACAACAACAACAACAACAACAACAGGAACAAAAACAGGAACAACAGGAACAGGAACAAUAGGAGCCUGAAAAACAAGAACAACACCGACGAAAACAAGAACAACAACACUGACGAAAACUACAACAACAACAACAACAAGAACAACAGGAACAACAACAAUAGAAGCCUGAAAAAUGACAACAACAACAACAAUAAGAACAACAACAAAGACAACAACAACAACAGGAACAGGAACAACAGCAACAACAACAUCAAAAAUGACAGCAGCAACAACAACAACAACAACAACAACAACAACAACAACAACAAAAACAACAACAACGAAAACAACAGCAGCAACAACAACAACAACAACAACAACAACAACGAAAACAACAGCAACAACAACAACAUCAGCAGCAACAACAACAACAAGAACAACAAAAACAACAACAGGAACAACAGCAACAACAACAACAAGAAUAAUGAAAGUAUUAAUAAAAAAUAA